This is a messenger RNA of Acanthocheilonema viteae, 1057 nucleotides long. The record is from the annotation of a GenBank genome assembly. Lineage: Eukaryota; Metazoa; Nematoda; Chromadorea; Rhabditida; Onchocercidae.
AUGUCGGAUCUGUUGAGUGGCAUUGCGAGUUUUACAAAAACAGUAGCCGAUUCAUUGAACACAUAUGAAAUCAGGAAACUUGGUGACAAAGUGCAGGGAAUGGUAAUGAACUAUACGGAAGCAGAAAGUAAGGUCCGAGAAGCAACUAACGAAGAUCCGUGGGGACCGACAGGGCCUCAAAUGGCUGAAAUUGCACAUAUGACAUAUCAAUAUGAUGCGUUUCCCGAAGUGAUGAGCAUGCUCUGGAAGCGGAUGCUACAGGACAAUAAGAAUGCAUGGAGACGAGUAUAUAAAUCCUUAACACUACUGCAUUAUCUGUUAAAAAAUGGCAGUGAGCGAGUAGUGAGCAACGCACGUGACCAUUUAUUUGAGAUGCGUACGCUGGAAUCUUAUAGAUUUACUGAUGAAAAGGGAAAGGAUCAGGGACUUAAUGUACGACAUCGGGUUAGCGUUUUGUUCGAAUUGAUUCAAGAUGAUGAACAAUUAAAAGCAGAGCGAAAAAAAGCAAAAUUAGAGGGCAAGGAAAAAUACAAAGGCUAUUCAAAAGACGAUAUGCGUUUGGGUGGACAAACUAUCUUCAGUAGUAAUAAUAAAGGAAAUUCUGAUGAGUGGAGAAAUAGCGGUGAUUUUUCGAAGAGGCGAAAUUCAUGUGAUGAAGAUGGAAGAGACUCUUAUCGCCAUCGUGAAGUAAACUCGUUCCAGUUUCCAGACGAAGAAAUCAGCCACUGUGGAGGUGAUAGUCCAGAACUUGGCAUACGGGAGCACACACCAGAGCCAGUUGGCCAAGAAAUCGAAGAUGAUGAAGAAUUCGGUGAUUUUGCCCUGGCUCGUAAUCUUCAGUCUCAGUUUCAAAAAACUUCUACACCGUCGUUAGUAACAACACAGUCACAACCCAUUCAUAAACCUUAUCAGCUACAUACCACCGAUGUUCCAAUUCCUGCCGUCGUACCUCCUCCUCCUCCUCCUCCACCUUCUUUUCCUGCUGGUUCGAGUGUAAUAGCUACGACCGUAAAACAUUCCGAUAGUGGCAUUUAUCAGCAAAAUAAACCAGUCCACG